AGCUGGAACCCAAGGGCAGCUCUUCCAGGCUGUUAGGCACUGGCCCCCACCUCCCAAAGCCGCCUACAGGCAGAGAGGCCCUGGAUAUCUCACAUCCCAGCAGCAGGCCACAGAACCAUGAGCCAGGACAGCAAAGUGAAGACAACAGAGUCCAGUCCCCCUGCUCCAUCCUCGGCCAGGAAGUCCAUACCUGUCCUGGACCCAUCUGGGGAUUACUACUACUGGUGGCUGAACACGAUGGUCUUCCCAGUAAUGUAUAACCUCAUCAUUGUCGUGUGCAGAGCCUGCUUUCCUGACUUGCAGCACGGUUAUCUGGUGGCCUGGUUGGUGCUGGACUACACGAGUGACUUGCUGUACCUACUGGACAUCGUCGUGCGCUUCCACACAGGAUUCUUAGACCAGGGCAUCCUGGUGGUGGACAAGGGUAGGAUCUCGCGACGCUAUGUUCGCACCUGGAGCUUCUUGUUGGACCUGGCUUCCCUGGUGCCCACGGACGUGGCCUACGUGCGGCUGGGCCCGCACACACCCACGCUGAGGCUGAACCGCUUUCUCCGUGCGCCCCGCCUCUUCGAGGCCUUUGACCGCACAGAGACCCGCACAGCUUACCCGAACGCCUUUCGCAUCGCCAAGCUGAUGCUUUACAUUUUUGUCGUCAUCCAUUGGAACAGCUGCCUGUACUUUGCGCUGUCCCAGUACCUAGGCUUCGGGCGGGACGUGUGGGUGUACCCGGACCCCGCGCAGCCUGGCUUUGAGCGCCUGCGACGCCAGUACCUCUACAGCUUUUACUUCUCCACGCUGAUCCUGACCACGGUGGGCGACACGCCAAUGCCGGCCCGGGAGGAGGAGUACCUCUUUAUGGUGGGCAACUUCCUGCUGGCUGUCAUGGGCUUCGCCACCAUCAUGGGUAGCAUGAGCUCUGUCAUCUACAACAUGAACACUGCAGAUGCAGCUUUCUACCCAGAUCACGCGCUGGUGAAAAAGUACAUGAAGCUGCAUCACGUCAACCGCCGGCUGGAGCGGCGAGUUAUUGACUGGUACCAGCACCUGCACAUCAACAAGAAGAUGACCAAUGAGGUAGCCAUCUUACAGCACUUGCCCGAGCGGCUGCGAGCUGAGGUGGCUGUAUCUGUACACCUGUCUACUCUCAGCCGGGUGCAGAUCUUCCAGAACUGUGAGGCCAGCCUGCUGGAGGAGCUGGUGCUGAAGCUGCAGCCCCAGACCUACUCACCAGGCGAAUAUGUAUGCUGCAAGGGGGACAUUGGCCGAGAGAUGUACAUCAUCCGCGAGGGUCAACUGGCUGUGGUGGCAGAUGAUGGCGUCACACAGUAUGCUGUGCUUGGUGCGGGACUCUACUUUGGGGAGAUCAGCAUCAUCAACAUCAAAGGGAACAUGUCUGGGAACCGCCGCACCGCCAACAUCAAGAGCCUAGGUUAUUCAGACCUGUUCUGCCUGAGCAAGGAGGACCUGCGGGAGGUGCUGAGCGAGUAUCCACAAGCCCAGGUCGUCAUGGAGGAGAAGGGACGUGAGAUUCUGCUCAAAAUGAACAAGUUGGACGUGAAUGCAGAGGCAGCUGAGAUCGCCCUACAGGAGGCCACUGAGUCCCGGCUGCGAGGCCUAGACCGGCAGCUCGAUGAUCUACAGACCAAGUUCGCUCGCCUCCUGGCUGAGCUGGAGUCCAGCGCACUUAAGAUCGCUUACCGCGUCGAACGGCUGGAGUGGCAGACUCGAGAGUGGCCGAUGCCCGAAGACCUGGCUGAGGCCGAUGAUGAGGGAGAAGCUGGGGAGGGAACUUCCAAGGAUGGGGAAGGCAGGGCCGGCCAGGGGGGACCCCCAGGUCCAGAGUGACUACAUCCCCAUCCCCAGGACUCCCACCUCUGAGUAAAUCCAGAUUUGUAGGAAAGCCUGCCUGCAGAAA
Messenger RNA from Lemur catta (Ring-tailed lemur), 1915 nucleotides. It is a transcript of the gene CNGA4, whose product is annotated as cyclic nucleotide gated channel subunit alpha 4. Gene Ontology annotation, molecular function: intracellularly cGMP-activated cation channel activity; protein-containing complex binding; voltage-gated potassium channel activity. Gene Ontology annotation, cellular component: plasma membrane; intracellular cyclic nucleotide activated cation channel complex. The transcript is spliced from 6 exons. The record is from RefSeq and is a predicted model, not a curated record. NCBI's taxonomy places the organism in Eukaryota, Metazoa, Chordata, Mammalia, Primates, Lemuridae. The coding region runs from base 118 to 1845 and encodes 575 amino acids. Gene Ontology annotation, biological process: potassium ion transport; monoatomic cation transmembrane transport.